This is a messenger RNA of Chenopodium quinoa (quinoa), 1434 nucleotides long. Its product is annotated as exonuclease DPD1, chloroplastic/mitochondrial-like. The record is from RefSeq and is a predicted model, not a curated record. NCBI's taxonomy places the organism in Eukaryota, Viridiplantae, Streptophyta, Magnoliopsida, Caryophyllales, Amaranthaceae. The transcript has 4 exons. The coding region runs from base 297 to 1280 and encodes 327 amino acids. Gene Ontology annotation, molecular function: 3'-5'-DNA exonuclease activity; nucleic acid binding. Gene Ontology annotation, biological process: DNA catabolic process. Gene Ontology annotation, cellular component: cytoplasm.
GGGUUGGGUUAAUCAGCAAUCAUCCACUGCUUGCGUCUCUCUUUCUCUCUCCUCUCACAUGCGUUCUGGGUUAUGUUUGCUUCUUUUCUUGCCCCGUUAAACUGCCCUUUCUUUCCUAUAAAAUUUCUAACUUCCAAAAUUAACUAAAACAAAACUACUUCCUUUGACACUUCAACAAAUGCAGUUUCUCAUUUGCAAUCGCUUUCAUUUUAUGGUCUGAGCUAUCCACUUCUGAUGCAAAUACAAAAUCCCUUGCUUUGCUUUGUUUUUUCAUUGAACGAACGCUGUAAGUUCAGAUGAGAACAGCCCCUAUGUGCUACUCAAUCUUGCGAGUACCCAAAUGCAGAGUUUACUCUUUGGUAAAUACGUGGUGGGUAGGUUUCGUCCCCAUAAGUCCAACAUGUAAAAAAUCUAAUUUUAGGCUGUUAAGUUCUAGUGUUGGUGGGCAUGAAAGAAACAUUGGAAGUUGGAGUCGAAGACCCUUAAUCACUGCAGAUGAAGAAACUAGCAAAAACUCCUUGAGCAGUGCAGUUAAUGUCAGGCAUGACUUGUCAGAUAAUUUAAUUGCAACAACAAGCACAGAUUUCCCAAUAAACAUAACUGAUGGUAGCAGUGCAGAUGUCCGACAACUAAUAGCUGAGAAUAAGGAGUUGGCCAGCCUUGCGACUUUUAUUGUCUUUGAUCUUGAGACAACCGGGUUUAGUAGAAAUGUAGAAAGAAUAAUUGAGAUUGCGCUUCAGGACCUUCACGGUGGUGAAAACAGCACGUUCCACACUCUAAUUAAUCCUGGGCGUGAUGUCGGAAAUGAAUAUAUCCAUGGUAUUUCAACCCAGAUGGUCAGUAAACCUGGUGUUCCAAGGAUGAAGGAGCUUAUUCCAAUAUUGCUCAAGUAUGUCCAGAGCCGUCAGAAGCCAGGGGGAUAUGUGGUGCUUGUUGCACAUAAUGCCCGAAGAUUUGAUGUGCCGUUCCUAGUUGCUGAAUUUAGACGCUCUGGUUUUGAAAUCCCUUCGAACUGGUAUUUUGUGGAUACUCUUCCUUUAAGUCAAGAAGCAAUGAAAUCUGCAGGAAAAACUGGGUCGAAGACGUUGAAAGCACUUCAAGAGCAUUUUGGAAUCUCUCAAGUAGGUGAAGCUCACAGAGCCAUGUCAGAUGUGCAUUCUUUAUCACUAGUACUUCAGAAGUUAACCUAUGUUCUGGAGCUUCCAAUCGCCGGGCUAGUGCAGAGAGCUUUUACGGUUGAUGAAUUAACUAGUAGCAGUACAAAGAAGAAAAAGAAAUAAUCAAGCUAGUUCUUUUCUUCCUUGUCAUUACUGUAUCAUUCAUUGUUGUUGAUUUAUAUGUAAUUCUUCUAAUUAUAAGCAAAUGACUCAUUGUGUUACUAUCAUUUGGGCAGUUAUAGAAAUGAAGCAAAGUUAUAGAUCUUUCAGAUCAUUA